Molecule: messenger RNA, 789 nt
Organism: Panicum hallii
Lineage: Eukaryota; Viridiplantae; Streptophyta; Magnoliopsida; Poales; Poaceae
Exons: 3
Coding region: 1-789 (262 amino acids)
Molecular function (GO): protein binding
Source: RefSeq, a predicted model, not a curated record
AUGGAGGCCGCGUAUCCGGAUUGGUCCGCCCUCCCUGAAGACCUGAUAGCGCUGGUGCUGCGUGUGCUGGACAUCCCCGAUCUGUUCCGCGCCGGGGCCGUCUGCCUGCCGGCGCCCGCGUUCCGCAGCCGCUACGUCGUGGGCUCGGGGCACGGGUGGGUCGUCACCGCCGACGAGGAGUCCAACCUCCAGCUCCUUAAUCCUCUCACCACCGCCCAGCUGGAUCUCCCGCCCGUCACGGGGCUCCACCACGUUGAGAGUUUCACCGACGAGCAGGGGCGAUCCAUGUACAACCUCUACGGCGACGACCCGUGGCUUCCGGACUUCGCUAUGCCGUUUAAGCCCAAGAACCUGCGGCUCUUUCUGUAUCACCGGGCGUAUGUUGCCUGCAGGCCUUCCGCAGGGGCUGCUUGUGUCGUCCUGCUCCUGUGCCGGCAGAAUGGGGAGCUCAACUUUGCUCGGCUCGGCGAUGACCGGUGGACUCACGUCGCCGAGAGUGAGUUCGUCCGACAGGGCAGUGGCUACCGCGGCGCGGCUUACAACGACAAGGAUGAUAGAUCCGUCGUCUUGGCGCCCUGGGGAGACAUGUUGCAAGUGUGGAGACACGUUGAAGUGCGAUGGUCGGAGAACCUGCAAGUUUCGGCAGAGAUUGCUGAUGAAGUCAUUUGUCCGACCCGAGAGUCGUACACCGAUGACUUCGAGCUGUACAAGGUUGAUGUUCAUGAUCAGAAGCUCGUGAAGGUUGAAGGUGGGAGCUCCGAGGCCACGGUGACCAACAUGCAUGUCUGA